AUGGAAACCAUUUUUCUUGUCAUUUUUAUAUUAUUAUUCAUGUUCUUUCAAACAUAUGCCGCAAGCAGCAAUGACACCAUGAUCAUAGCUUCCUCAAACAUUACAUGUAUCCAAAAAGAGCGGCAAACACUGCUCUUAAUCAGACAAGGCAUCACUGACCAAUCAAAUCGGCUGUCAACAUGGACCGGAUUAGAAUGUUGUGAGUGGCAGGGAGUUGUGUGUGACGAGAAAACCGGUCAGGUUGUUGAACUUGGUCUCUCUGGUAAUGGUAUCACGUCCACCAUUCCUGUCUGGUUAUCAAACCUUACUGGCCUCAUGCAUCUAUACCUUAACAAUAACAAUUUCCAUGGCCGAAUACCUGAUUCUAUUGGAACGUUGAGCUCUCUUUCUUCCAUGGACCUUUCAUAUAAUCAAUUAUCUGGUCCAAUACCUUCCUCAUUUGGUGGCCUAUCAACCCUAAAAGUGCUCUCUCUUUCCUACAAUCAAUUGAGUGGGAGCAUACCCAAAACCAUUGGACUACUCACGAAGCUAGAAAGACUCUCUCUUUGGAAUAAUCAAUUGAGCGGAAACAUUCCCACUAGUCUUGGUCAUCUUGCAAACCUCCGAUUCCUUUAUCUUCGUAGUAAUCGAUUGAGCGGGGUUGUUUCUGAAAUUCACUUCACCAAACUCAAAAAUCUAACUUGGUUGUCCUUGUCUGAAAAUUCAUUGAUAAGGUUGAAUGUGAGCCCUUAUUGGAUUCCUCCCUUCCAAUUGACGUCUUUUUAUGCAAGUUCCUGCAACAUCGGACCUCGAUUCCCAAGUUGGUUUCAAACCCAAACAAAUCUUCGAUAUUUAUAUCUUAGAAAUUCGAGUAUUAAGGAUACAAUACCAGAGUGGUUUGAGAACAUCUCAUCUCAUCUUUGGUGGUUGGAUUUGUUUGACAACCAGAUCUGUGGAAAUUUGCCACGUAUACAUAUCAACAACACAGUUUUAAUCAAACUAAUAAUUGCUCAAUCCAAACCAGGUCUCGAAAUUUUCAAUCUUGGGAAAAAUAGUUUCAGUGGAAGCGUUCCGUCACACUUAUGCAAGCUGCUUAGUAUACGAAUACUUGAUUUAUCCAAUAAUAACUUGUCUGGAUUUCUUCCCAAAUGCUUAGGGAACUUGAUUCAAUUGUUGGUGAUGGAUCUUACAAAUAACACUAUAAUGGGAUAUGUCCCGAAUUCAUUAGGUUCUCUAUCAUAUUUCCAGUCAUUGCACUUGAACAACAAUAAAUUUGAGGGAAAUCUCCCGGUGGCUUUACAAAACUUGACAAGCUUAGUGACUUUUGAUUUAGGGAACAAUUUGUUAACAGGUAAUAUCCCUUCUUGGAUAGGAAAAAGGCUAUCAAAGCUUAGAAUCUUGAAUCUCCAGUCAAAUAAGUUCAUGGGUGAGAUUCCACGAGAACUUUGUCAAAUCAACGAUCUUCAACAUUUAAACCUGGCAAAUAAUAGCUUAACCGGAAAUAUUCCUCAUUGCUUUUGCUAUUUAACUGGUAUGAUGAGGAGUGAAUUCAACUUCACAUAUGACAAUUAUGGAUAUACAGAAAAUAUUGAGGGUUACAUAAAGGGCAUUGAAUUGAAGUACACGAAGACAAUUAAGUUUUUUGUAUCCUUAGAUCUCUCAAGCAACAAAAUCAAUGGUGAAAUUCCUGAUGUUUUGAUGAACCUUAUAUCAUUGACCAAUUUGAAUCUUUCUCGAAACCUAUUAAGCGGGCACAUUCCGGAAAGAAUUGGAAAUUUAAAGGCAUUGGAAUCUUUAGAUUUGUCGACAAACAAGUUGUCAGGUCGAAUUCCUCCAAGUUUAGCUAGCUUGAACUAUUUAAGUUACGUGAACCUGUCAUUCAAUAAACUAUUUGGUCCAAUACCAGUUGGAAAUCAGUUCAAUACUUUUAAUGAUCCUACAAUGUAUGAAGGGAACAACGGACUAUGUGGAAAACCACUGCCGAGGAAUUGCAAAGGAAGCAAUACUCAUGUUGGUGAUGGUAAAAGUAAAGAUAGUUCACAUGGUUUGUCAUGGUUUUAUACCGGCAUGGUCUCGGGUUUUGUUAUUGGAUUUAUGGGACUUAUUGGUAGCUUGCACUUCAUUAGGAUUUGGAGGAUAACUUAUUUUGAAACGAUAGAGAAUGUUUGCAGUUGGCUAACUGUUUUAAUUCUAGUAACCCAUGCUCGACUUAAGAGGAAGUCUUUCUGA
This is a messenger RNA of Erigeron canadensis, 2208 nucleotides long. Its product is annotated as receptor-like protein EIX2. The transcript is spliced from 2 exons. Bases 1 to 2208 code for a protein of 735 amino acids. Lineage: Eukaryota; Viridiplantae; Streptophyta; Magnoliopsida; Asterales; Asteraceae. Gene Ontology annotation, molecular function: protein binding. The record is from RefSeq and is a predicted model, not a curated record.